UCUUCAAAUAAUGUUCAAAUAGAACGUAUCACGAAGAAAACAUGCCCUUUUUUUUGGCAAAAUUAAUUUUUCAUUGAUUUUUUAAAAAUGGCAUCCUUAUUAAAAAUGCGAUUUUUGAUUCCGAAAGGAUUUUUGAAUUCAACUGUAAAAUUUUUAAGCAGUAAUUCAUCUGCUGUUGCAAGUACAUCCGAACAAGAAUCAACCGAUUUGACCAAAUUAAGUUCGGAAGAAAUCAAUAAACGAUUAAUGACUUUUUUCGAUGUUCCUGAAAAUUGGACUAAAGGAGAGGUUAAAUCUGGAAGAGGUUGGCGAAUCGAAGAACUUCGUAUCAAGAGUAAUAGUGAUUUACAUAAAUUAUGGUACAUAUUAUAUAAAGAACGAAACAUGUUGAUGACAAUGGAACAAGCUGCUAAAGAUGAAGUAGAAAAUAUGAUUAGUCCAGAAAGAUUGUUCAAAGUGGAAGAUGGUAUGAAAAAUAUUGAAGAAGUUGUAAAGGAAAGAAAUCGAGCUUAUUGGCAGCUUGAAGUUGGUGACAGUAAUCCGGUUGAAAGACGUAGAGUUUUUCGUCGAGAUUUAUUUGGCCGUUGGCGAAUGAUUGCCUCUUCCGAACAUCUUAUACCAUAUUGGAUGAACAAUGAAUGGAGAAAAUUUAAUGCUCCCGGUUUUGGUGCCGAUGUUAUCAAUUUUAAUCGACGUCUUAAUGAAAAUCGAUUAAAACGACGAAUAUCACAAUUAUCUAAACAACAAUUCUAUUGUCAACAAUUAUUGAAACGAUUUCCAAAUAUUGACAUUGAUUAUUUACAAGAACGUUUUCCGGAAAUCAAUAUCAAACAUUUAAUGGAUAAUAAUAAUGAAUAUACUAUUCAAACUCGAACUGCUCGAUUUAAUCAAAUUUUUUACCAUAAAAAGAAAGAUCUUUGAAUAACAUUGUUUUUU
Molecule: messenger RNA, 936 nt
Organism: Dermatophagoides pteronyssinus (European house dust mite)
Lineage: Eukaryota; Metazoa; Arthropoda; Arachnida; Sarcoptiformes; Pyroglyphidae
Gene: mRpL47
Product: mitochondrial ribosomal protein L47
Biological process (GO): mitochondrial translation
Cellular component (GO): mitochondrial large ribosomal subunit; mitochondrial ribosome
Molecular function (GO): structural constituent of ribosome
Source: RefSeq, a predicted model, not a curated record